CUUCCUCUGACGUCAUGCCUGCCAGGAGCAACUCCAUUCUAGUCACUACUCUCUGCACGGAUUGCUUCUUCUGCUCCGGUGGAGCCGCCAAGGCGCGCUGUGGUUGGGCUUGACGUUCUAAUCUCCGGUACAUGACGGAGGAGCUUCACACGCUUCAACCAUGAUGGUGCUAAUGCACCAAGACAGCUUCCACGUCCUGGUGGGGCAGAGAUUCGCCUGUGUGGUGGGCAGCGACUGCCAGCUGGACGUCGAGCAGAUCGAGGACUGGCCAUGGAGAAACGGCAUCAUCCGCGCCGCGUCCCACAAAGAAUUCAGCUGCCCCAAUUUAAAGGUUUGCGUGGAGUUUGAAGAUGAGCCCUGGGAGAAGAGGACGUGGAUCGAGGUGUACAGCUCACAAGUCCAGAUGUUUCUGGUGGAGCACAACUUGGCAAUUGCUGACCGAAAAUGUCCCAGUAACCCUUCUGUGUCUGUGGUGUGCCCGGCAAUGCAAUAUAAAGUAUUGGCAAGCAAGAUAUCCAUAGAUCCCAUGACGUGCCUACAGUUUCUUGGAGACAGACACAAAGUUUUCAUGAAUCAGGAUGCCGUGAAGGUUUUAGGGGAUCGGGAGAGCUUGAAACAGUUUAUGCAGGGAAACCGAACAUUUAACAAGGUCUUUCAGGAGCUCAUAACAAAAAGUGUGGAUAAAAGUCGUGUACUGCAAGGUGCUAAGAACUUAGUUGGUUCAUCUGUAAGAGUGUAUAGUAUGAGUGAAGGCUAUCAGUGGUUUGACGCCUCAGUGGUGAAUUCAAGCAGCACUAACCGGAUGCUGGAGAUUAAAUGUAAACAGGUUCCCAGUCUAAAGAUUAUUGAUCCAGCACUGAUACACGUUCAGCUUGUACAUAACUAUGUCGAUAAUGUGGUCGUCAAGAAACCCCUGAAAAGGAAGAGUGAAGAAAGGACGGGGAAAACUAAGGCAAAGCAGAACAGAGUAGCGCAGGCAUCUGCUAAGGGAUCUGUUAAGAAGCCAAGCUUCAUUACCUACUCCAGAGAUGAUGGGAAGACAUUGGUCGUGGUUGACAACCCCAAGUCCUCAGGGAACACUCUUGUGAAUUUCAUGAAAACGUCACAGGAAAGUGAAAAAGUUUACCAAACAACUACACCUAGCCUGGCAUCCAAGCAGUCUGUACCGGAUGGGUUUGGAGAAGCAUUGCUAGGAUGUACCACCACUACGCCUUCCAGUCAAAACCAGACCUCUUGUGCAACUCCACCAGAAGCAAAUUCUCCUCCAAGCUUUUGUGCUGCAACACCUCCAGGGAAAUGUUCUCAAAACUGUGAAAGUGAAACAUCCUCCAUGCUGAACGGUGAUGGAAAAGGGGAGGAGCAAAACUUGUUUCUCAGCGCCGCGAUGUCGCAAGGAAAGGGUCUAGGAUUUGGCCUGACAGAUCAGUCCAGCCCUUUCGCAUCAGCCUUUUCAUCCUGGGCCAAUGGUGACAAUGGACAGAAAUCCGAAAACCUCUUUGCUGCCUUUACAAAACCCUCAACUGUGUUUCCUAAGGGCUUUGAGUUUUCUGUGGAACGAUUUCCUGAGAAGAACACCUUGACGGUGAAAGACUCUCCGCGGCAGGGAAGUUUUGAGCCAUGUAAGAACUUAACGCGGCCGACAAACAUCAUUUCUGUUCCAAAACCCAACAAAAUAGAAGUUGCUCCCCACAAGAGUCCCAUUAAAAAUGAUGGGGUCACAUAUCCCAGAUCUGUAUUGCUGGACUCACAGAAGCUAAAGAGGCUCCAAGCAAGUGGUGAUUGCUUUGUGCAGGACGGCUCUUGCAAUGACAUUGCUCCCCAUUUGCACAAGUGUCGAGAAUGCCGUCUGGACCGAUUUGGACGCAGCAAGGAACAGCGAGAUGCUGCCGUUUUCUGCCGCUUCUUUCACUUCCGGAGGUUAUUCUUCAAUAAGCAUGGAUUACUGCGGGAAGGUGGCUUCCUGACUCCUAAUAAGUACGACGCUGAAGCAAUAAACUUGUGGCUUCCUUUAGUGAACCGCGUUGUGGAUUUGGACCUUGACACCGCAAAGUACAUUCUGGCAAACAUAGGAGACCAGUUUUGUAAGCUUAUCAUGUCCGAAAAGGAAGUUAUGGCUUCUGUAGAUCCACAAAAACAAGUGGCCUGGAAACGUGCAGUACGUGGCGUGCGGGAAAUGUGUGAUGUCUGUGACACGACCAUCUUCAAUCUCCAUUGGGUUUGUCCUAAAUGUGGCUUUGGCGUGUGUGUAGACUGUCACCGAAUGAAAAAGAAGAGUAUGAGCAGCGGUAAUGAUGGAGCAGACGUAUUCUCUUGGCUGAAAUGCGUUAAAGGGCAGUUACAUGAGCCUGACAAUCUCAUGCCAACUCAGAUCGUCCCGGGAAAAGCUCUGUAUGAUGUCGGAGAUGUUGUCCACUCUGUAAGGGGGAAGUGGGGAAUAAAGUCAAAUUGUCUAUGUUCCAACAAACACCAAAAGCCUUUACCUAGACCGUUUGUGAAGGAAGAGCCAAAACAGACGUCUUCUAGCUCUGAAUCCACAAACGGAUCUCCGCAGCCGAGCAAUUUACCCGCACAGGAUCCAUUGACGGCUAAUGGCAAAACGCCUUCAUCUUCCCUCCCCGGGCCUUUGAGUUGGCUAACCAAUAUUCCUAACACAAACGUGAACAAGGAAAACAAAGAUAACCUCUUCACAUUCGCACUGAAAACGGAAAACAAAGCACUACCCUCUUUUGCUAGUUUCGGAAAGCCAGCUUCCACGUUGCAGCCAUUCAGUAGCUCAAUUCUUUCUCCUAUGAGCAGUAACAGUUCUGGAUUCUUAAGGAACCUCCUCAAUUCUUCAACUGUGAAGCCUGAGGGUGGUGGUGAGAAGAGCACACCUAAACUGCUCGAUGACAUAUUUGCAUCUUUGGUUCAAACCAAGCCUAUGACUGACCCAGUAAAGAGGCCACAAGGCCUUGCUGUUCAGCCCAGUCUGAUGGGAUUCAAUACGCCGCACUACUGGCUCUGUGACAAUAGGUUGCUUUGUCUGCAAGAUCCUACCAAUAAGAGCAACUGGAACGUCUUCCGUGAAUGUUGGAAACAAGGACAGCCUGUCAUGGUAUCUGGAGUGCACCAUAAAUUGAAUUCUGACCUGUGGAGACCCGAAUCCUUCAGGGAUGAGUUUGGGGAGCAAGAAGUUGACUUGGUGAACUGUAGGACGAACGAUAUCAUCACAUUAGCCACUGUUGGAGACUUCUGGGACGGCUUUGAACAUAUAUCAAGACGUCUUAAAAAUGAUGCUGGAGAACCAAUGGUGCUGAAAUUGAAGGACUGGCCUCCUGGUGAAGACUUCAGAGAUAUGAUGCUAUCGCGGUUUGAUGAUUUAAUGAACAAUAUUCCACUGCCCGAAUACACAAAGAGAGAAGGCAAGCUAAAUCUCGCCGCUCGGCUUCCUCCUUACUUCGUUCGUCCUGACUUGGGGCCUAAAAUGUACAAUGCUUAUGGUUUAAUUACUCCAGAGGAUCGGAAAUAUGGAACAACCAACCUCCACCUGGAUGUGUCUGAUGCGGCUAAUGUGAUGGUCUAUGUAGGAAUCCCAAAGGAUGGGGGUGAUCAGGAGCAAGAAGUGCUUAGGACCAUACAGGACGGAGAUGCAGACGAAUUGACCAUUAAGAGAUUUGUGGAGUUCCAGGAGAAGCCUGGAGCUUUGUGGCAUAUCUAUGCAGCAAAGGACACUGAGAAAAUUCGGCAGUUCUUGAAAAAGGUGGCAGAAGAACAAGGCCAAGAGAACCCUCCAGAUCAUGAUCCAAUUCAUGAUCAGAGUUGGUACCUGGAUAGUACGUUAAGGAAGAGGCUCCUCCAAGAACAUGGGGUUCAGGGAUGGGCCAUUGUACAAUUCUUGGGAGAUGCUGUCUUCAUUCCAGCCGGAGCCCCCCAUCAGGUUCACAACUUGUACAGCUGCAUAAAAGUUGCCGAGGACUUUGUUUCUCCGGAACACGUGAAGCACUGCUUCUGGCUGACUCAGGAAUUCCGCUAUCUCUCCCAUACGCACACAAACCACGAGGACAAGCUUCAGGUGAAGAAUGUGAUCUACCAUGCUGUGAAGGAUGCGGUGGCAGUACUGAAAGCAAAUGAAGCCAGCCUAGGGAAGGUUUAAAACUGAUGCAUGGACUUCUUGGAUAGACUUCUUCUGGCAGCUUUUUCCUCCCCUUCUACUCAAUCGCUAGCUCUUUGAACUUUUACCUCGUACAAGACUUGAACUUUUUAGGAGAUGUUUACAAUCCCUGGGAUCGAUCCAUUUGAUAAGUCCAGCACGACUUUGGACUUAC
Bufo bufo (common toad) is the source of this 4304-nucleotide messenger RNA. RefSeq names its product lysine-specific demethylase 3A-A-like. Bases 161 to 4132 code for a protein of 1323 amino acids. Gene Ontology annotation, molecular function: histone H3K9 demethylase activity; chromatin DNA binding; transcription coregulator activity. The transcript is spliced from 28 exons. Gene Ontology annotation, cellular component: histone deacetylase complex; chromatin. Gene Ontology annotation, biological process: regulation of transcription by RNA polymerase II. Lineage: Eukaryota; Metazoa; Chordata; Amphibia; Anura; Bufonidae. The record is from RefSeq and is a predicted model, not a curated record.